GAGACCUACAAAGUCUUGGCCGGGAUAAUCCUCCGUUUCGUGGAUUUCGUCCCUCUCCAUCCCUCCUUGAGGGAUCUUCAUAUGGGACGCCCAUCAUGUGUCCACUUAAGUGAUUAAUCCACUUAGCAAGUAAUGAAAUGUUCCAUUCGCAGGAAAAAAACACACAAAUUGAAACUUUUUGUUUGAGCCGACACAGAUUGAAACUGAAAUAGGCAUAUUGGAAGGUAUUUAUUCUUUUUUCUUCUUCUACUAUAUCAUGUACCAUUAAUUUGGGAAACUCCAAAGCCCAAGCCCAAAACCACCAUCGAUCGAGAUUCGAGCUCCGCCGACUCCACCCAAACGCUCCGUCUCGCUAGCCGCCGACCAUGGAGAAGGAGGAGGCAGCGGCGGCGAGACCCGCUCGCAACGAACAGGAAUCCCAUGGAACCGCGUGGAAGCGGGCGCGGAGUGGCGACUGCGACGUGAACUCCGGCGAUCUCAUCAGCCACCUUGCUGACGCCCUCCUCGGAACCAUCAUCUCCCUCCUCCCAACCAAAGAUGGCGGUCGCACGCAGAUCCUCUCCCGCCGAUGGCGCCACCUGUGGCGCUCCGCGCCUCUCAGCCUCGAGGUCCUCGCCUUCCUCCCUGUCCCGGUCUUCGAUCGCUACGCCGUCCCCACCACCGCUGUCUCCAAGAUAAUAUCCCAACACCCUGGCCCCGCCCGCCGAUUCUCCUUCCUCUUCCUCGGGGCCGGCGAUCUCUACGCGGAGGUGGAGAGCUGGUUCGACUCCCCGGCCCUCGCCAACCUCCAGGAGCUCGAUAUCGGCUAUGAGUACCUCUUGGCAUCCAAGGGCAAAUAUCAGUUGCCGCAAUCCACGUUCCGCUCGGCAUCCACCCUCCUCGUUGCCAAGAUCAGGAACUGCGGUUUCUCUGACACAGUCCCACUGUCCUUCAAUUUCCCUCUCCUCAAGGAGCUCUCGUUGCAUUAUGUUUCCUUCUCCGGGGACGCGUUCCAGAGCUUGCUCUCGGGCUGCCAUGCCUUGGAAAGCUUAUACAUGCUCCAAGUUCAUGCUACAGCUGGUUGCCUCCGUGUUUGCUCGCCAACUCUUAGAAGCAUUGGCUUUCGUGAUAACUCUGGUGAAAAAACAGAAUUGGUCCUCGAGGAUGCUCCUCGCCUUGAAAGGUUAUUAUUGCCGUAUUGUCACCGGAAUGAUUGCGUUACUAUCCGGGUUAUUAGGGCACCUAAGCUGAAGAUAUUGGGGCCUUUCUCAGCAGACUCGUGCAAAUUCCGGAUCUUUCAGGUAGCAGCAACAGACAUCAUCCAGCAUUCGUUACAUGGAGAUAAUUGUUUUUGAUGUUGGCUGUUUAUUUUCUUCAGGGAAUGAGCCCCGUCAGCUCGGC
This is a messenger RNA of Triticum aestivum (bread wheat), 1380 nucleotides long. Its product is annotated as F-box/LRR-repeat protein At3g03360-like. Bases 366 to 1334 code for a protein of 322 amino acids. Lineage: Eukaryota; Viridiplantae; Streptophyta; Magnoliopsida; Poales; Poaceae. The record is from RefSeq and is a predicted model, not a curated record. The transcript has a single exon. Gene Ontology annotation, molecular function: protein binding.